AUGGAUCUGUCCGGGCACAGCCUUAAGAAGGUGCCUAAGAGGUAUGGCGACUGGGUUGUCAGCAUGGCCAAAGAUCUUGUUCAUUUCAAUAAUAUAAGAAUCUUCAACAGCAGAUUGCUGAGCCCAGCUACUGGAACUAUUUAUUGCUUCUCAGACAGGAAAGGAGAAGGUGCCUCUUACUUGUUUGGACAGAGUUCUAGCAAAGGCGAGCACAAGGUGCUUCGAAGGAUUGAUAAGAUUGCUUCAGAUGGCCAUAUUCAUCAGCUGAUUGAGGUCUUCACGCUCAACAAUAGGGGCCAUGCAUUUUGGAGGGAAAAACAGGCCCCUCCACAGAGGGUUGCAAGCGAUAAGUGGACUGAUGUGGCCAUUGAUGGGGUUGCCUACCUUUUGUCUUGGGAUGCCUUCUAUGAGCUGACCUUCUCUAGGAGAGUUAACAGGGAAGACAUGAUAAUUACAUUUGACCUUGAGACAGAGGAAUGGGGGACUAUCUUGGGACCCAAUAUCAGCUUUCUUGGUAAUGCUUUUCAGGUGCUUCCUGGCUGGCUUACCUUGGCUGACCUGAAUGGCUCUUUGGCUGUUGUGUGCUUGUAUGGCCUAGUCCCUAGUAUGGACAUAUGGAUUUCGACAGACUUGCAAAGGGUGACUGGGUCAAGCGGUAUAGCAUAA
Miscanthus lutarioriparius is the source of this 666-nucleotide messenger RNA. The record is from the annotation of a GenBank genome assembly. NCBI's taxonomy places the organism in Eukaryota, Viridiplantae, Streptophyta, Magnoliopsida, Poales, Poaceae.